This is a messenger RNA of Colletotrichum phormii, 708 nucleotides long. RefSeq lists its product as uncharacterized. The coding region runs from base 182 to 604 and encodes 140 amino acids. The transcript has a single exon. Lineage: Eukaryota; Fungi; Ascomycota; Sordariomycetes; Glomerellales; Glomerellaceae. The record is from RefSeq and is a predicted model, not a curated record.
AUUACUGCUGCGAUGUCUUCUAGUGAUUCUGAUGCUUCUAAUGCUUCUAUUACUUCUGUACGCAGUUGUAUAGUAGUUGAGAUCCUUCCCGAAGACCUUACUGCGGUCUGCAAUCCAGACUGUACGCCAGAGCGCUGUGACGCAGCAACAGUCCGGCCCCACGAACCUCCUGCUACCGAGCAUGGUCUUCCGGGCUCCUUCCGGCCGUUUGACGUGCCGACCCGGGCCCGAGAGGUACGGCAGCUGCCGGCAAACCCGCUGGACUUCUUCCUACCAAUGGCGGCAGCUGCUUGCAGCCCAGCUUAUUCAACAGUUUGGACCAUCAGCAGGUGGGCGAAGACUUUCACGACCUAGGCCGGCUACAGAUAAAAGAAAUACCUCUAUUCCAUGGGAACACCAUAGGAAGGGAUCAAGAAAGGCUUGUUCACCUUGCUCUUAUUGUGGUAGUAGGAAGGUAGUACGGCAGCCUUUAGGUGAGGUAUCUAGGAAUAACCUCACUCGGCAGCAGCAGCGGAAAAAAACUCGGAAGGGCUGCUUAGACUGUGACGUACCAUUAUGUAUUGAUAGAGAUUGCUGGUACCUCUGGCAUACCCAGAAUCUAUAGAGAUUAGAGGUACUGGAAAUCGAUUGGUUAACUUAAAGAUUUUCCACGCCCUUAUUGGCUCUACCCCGCUUUUGGCAAAAAUGAGGUCCAUCAGCACCCGAUGG